AACUUUUCACCUAGGCAUAUUUGGACACUAUGCCAGAUCAACAGUCACUUCCUGUGUGUGGAAGCUCCAAGCAUUUAAGCAUUCAUACUGCUGAUGCUCCACAUCACAGAGACUGCUAAACUGAGACUCACGGAAGUGAGUGAAGUGAACAUGUCUGAACAGGUGCUUCAGUUAGACAGUGGUAGAGUUGAUCUGCAGGGAUCUGAUAAGGACUCAAAAUAAACCAUACCAUUCUAAGACGAUGAACUUGCAAAGGCCAACUUUGACAUUAUAAACUUCAUCAAAGAUGUUGUCCAAAUGGCUUCCUGGCAUCAUUGGUCCAGCACCAACUCAUUAACCUUCUAGUUCAGCAGACUUAACAAGAGAACAAAUUGACAGCUGGUCAUGAGCAGGGCUUCUGGGUUUGUGGUGCUGGUCACAGCCACUGAGGAAAUGGGGCAGUGGGGACAGAAUUGCGGUCUCAUCCUGGAUAGUCCUAGAUCUUCACCUACAUGAAACACUCUGCCAACUGGACCAAAGAAGAGCCAAAGAGACUGAUAGAGAAUAAUAAUGCUACAUUUGACUCUUUAUAUUUUUCAAAGAAACUCUGCUAUUACCUGUUACUGGGUUAGAUCUUAACAUCAGGGUGGGAAGGUGGGAAAGAUGCUGUCUCUGCUAUCAGACAGUGAGGUAUCCAUUGAGAUUAAGGGAGCUAGAUAAAGUUCAGGACACAUAGGGUGCCAGGGUUAUAGGUCAAACAAAAGAUAAUACUCCUGAUCCCAUGAUUUCCAGUCUGAAGAGGACAUGAGUAAGAAUUUAAGACUGGAUAAAACUGAACUAGAAAAAUAGAAAAGAAAGAGCUUGAUUUUGGAGUAUUUCAGGAUUGUCUGGAACAAUGUUCUAAUCUGUGUGCUUCAUAGCAGACACUGAAUUGUCUCCUGUUAUUUUGGCACAUAAAAGCUAUGGGUUUCAACACCAGUUUUAGACAAGGCUUCAUCUUAGUGGGCUUCUCUGAUUUUCCUCAAUUGGAACUCAUUUUUUCUGUUCUCAUUUCCAUAUUCUACUCCCUAACUCUCUUUGGCAACUCUGCCAUCAUUAUUCUUUCACAACUGGAUGCUCGACUUCAAACACCAAUGUACUUCUUCCUCUGCCAUCUCUCCUUCCUGGACCUCUGUUACACCACUAGCAUUGUGCCCCAGCUUCUGAUAAACCUCCAGGGAUAUGACAGGACCAUCAGCUAUGGAGGGUGUGUGGCCCAGCUCUUCCUUUUCCUUGCUCUGGCCUCCACGGAGAGUGUGCUCCUGGUGGUGAUGGCCUUUGACCGCUAUGCUGCUGUGUGUCGUCCCCUGCAUUACACGACCAUCAUGCACCCCCUUCUCUGCCUCUCACUAGCUAUUGCUUCAUGGGUAGGAGGAUUCAUGAACUCUCUGAUUCAGACAAGCCUGAUGAUGGCUAUGCCUCUUUGUGGAUACCAGCUGAACCACUUCUUCUGUGAGAUGCCUAUUCUCUUGAAGUUGGCCUGUGAGGACACAGAAGGAACAGAGGCCAAAAUGUUUGUGGCCCGAGUUGUAAUCUUGAUAUUUCCUGUAGCAUUAAUUCUGGGCUCCUAUGCAAACAUUGCUCAGGCGGUGCUGAAGACCAAGUCAAUGGCAGGGUGCAAAAAGGCCCUGGGGACUUGUGGGUCCCACCUUGUGGUGGUUUCUAUGUUUUAUGGUGCAGCCAUCUACACAUACUUACAACCCAAGGGCAGUUAUUCCGAGAGCAAGGGGAAGUUUGUUGCCCUUUUUUAUACUAUCAUCACCCCCAUGCUCAACCCUCUGAUUUAUACCCUGAGGAACAAGGAUGUGAAGGGGGCUCUGUGGAAGGUGCUACGGUAGGCACAGACUCAGGAUAGAAGACCAAAGGACAACCAGUACAAUUUGGUUUAACAGCUCUUGAAUUACAGACUCAUCCUGUCCUUGCAAAGCAAUUGGUUAGUAAAAAAAUAAGCUUCAACAGACACUAUGGGUUUGAUGUUUCCUUGUUCUGAAGUUGGAAGUACGGAGGGUAUUUUGAAAUGCUUUGUAAUUGUCUAUAAUCCAUAUGAUACAGGGAGUAAGAGUUGAUUUGUAACAUGAUGCUUAGGAAGUGGAUAUUGUCUCCUCUUGUACAAAGUGGAGACAGUUUCUAGGUAAGCCUGGGAGACAGGGAAGCAUUGUUCUGAUGGCAGUGCCUUCAGAUUUCUAGCAUGGUGCCAUGCAGAAUGCCCUAUGUCAAAGAUUUGCAUCAAUGCCUAUGCUUCUAAUUCCCUUCUCCUGCCUAUGUCCCUUCACAUCACAUGACCUCUUUUUAAGUUCUACUGAGGUAGAUAUCUUUCUGUGAUAUUUGGAGAACAUAAGGAAAUAAUGAUUAGUGGUAUAUCAUGAAGCAUGUAGAGGCCAGAUGUGAGUCUUGCUUUUCUACUUGGGGUCACAUGCAAAGAAGUAUUAGGGAGGCAUUCUGUAAAAAGGGGGCAGGCAUUGCUUUUUCCUCAGCUGUACGGUGCAACUCAGAAAUGAUGCUUGACAUGGGAAAGAUGAUAAUGUUCAUGAAUGAGAAGAAACUAGAGAAACUGGAGAGAAAACCAAACAUGAGCUUAAUUAGUAGACAUCA
Peromyscus eremicus (cactus mouse) is the source of this 2610-nucleotide messenger RNA. RefSeq names its product olfactory receptor 2Y1B-like. Gene Ontology annotation, biological process: G protein-coupled receptor signaling pathway. The record is from RefSeq and is a predicted model, not a curated record. The transcript is spliced from 4 exons. Gene Ontology annotation, cellular component: membrane. The coding region runs from base 942 to 1856 and encodes 304 amino acids. Gene Ontology annotation, molecular function: G protein-coupled receptor activity; olfactory receptor activity. Lineage: Eukaryota; Metazoa; Chordata; Mammalia; Rodentia; Cricetidae.